Messenger RNA from Gorilla gorilla gorilla (western lowland gorilla), 1298 nucleotides. RefSeq names its product cytochrome c oxidase subunit 5A (gene COX5A). The record is from RefSeq and is a predicted model, not a curated record. Gene Ontology annotation, cellular component: respiratory chain complex IV; mitochondrial inner membrane. NCBI's taxonomy places the organism in Eukaryota, Metazoa, Chordata, Mammalia, Primates, Hominidae. Gene Ontology annotation, biological process: mitochondrial electron transport, cytochrome c to oxygen. Bases 669 to 1121 code for a protein of 150 amino acids. The transcript is spliced from 5 exons.
GUUUCGCUCUUGUUGCCCAGGCUGGAGUGCAAUGGCACCAUCUCGGCUCACCGCAACCUCCUCCUCCUGGGUUCAAGCGAUUCUCCUGCCUCAGCCUCCCGAGUAGCUGGGAUUGCGGGCAUGCGUUGCGCCACCACGCCUGGCUAAUUUUGUAUUUUUAGUAGAGACGGGGGUUCCUCCAUGUUGCCCAGGCUGGUCUUGAACUCCCGACCGCAGGUGAUCCGCCCGCCUCGGCCUCCCAAAAGUGCUGGGAUUACAGGCGUGAGCCACAGCGCCCGGGCGCAAAGUACGUAUUUUUUAUUAUAGUUUGUUGUUAUUGCUGUCAUUCCUAUUUUGAGGUGAUUAAGUGCCUUCCUGGGCCUGACUCGAACAAGAUCACGGUCGGUUGCUCCUCCCUCGCCUCCAUUCCUACUUACAGGAUAGCAGCUGCACGUCACCUGACCAGAGACAGGGCGGGACGCGAGGCUAACAGUUUGUCCUCAGCGCGCCGCCGUAGCCCCCGCCGCCGGCCGUGCGGUGGCCCCUCCCGCCCACGCGCCAGAGUCGCAGUGGGCGGGCCUACGUGCUCCGCCCGCUGUGAGCCUGUCCGGCCCCCUCCCGCUCCGGAGCAACCCGCGAGCUUACACCGGCUUCUCUCUGUCCUCAGCCUGCGCGCCGCCAUCGCCGUCAUGCUGGGCGCCGCUCUCCGCCGCUGCGCUGUGGCCGCAACCACCCGGGCCGGCCCUCGAGGCCUCCUGCACUCCGCCCGGACCCCCGGCCCCGCCGCGGCUAUCCAGUCAGUUCGCUGCUAUUCCCAUGGGUCACAGGAGACAGAUGAGGAGUUUGAUGCUCGCUGGGUAACAUACUUCAACAAGCCAGAUAUAGAUGCCUGGGAAUUGCGUAAAGGGAUAAACACACUUGUUACCUAUGAUAUGGUUCCAGAGCCCAAAAUCAUUGAUGCUGCUUUGCGGGCAUGCAGACGGUUAAAUGAUUUUGCUAGUACAGUUCGUAUCCUAGAGGCUGUUAAGGACAAAGCAGGACCUCAUAAGGAAAUCUACCCCUAUGUCAUCCAGGAACUUAGACCAACUUUAAAUGAACUGGGAAUCUCCACUCCGGAGGAACUGGGCCUUGACAAAGUGUAAACCCCAUGGAUGGUCUUCCCCAAGGAUUUAUUGACAUUGCUACUUGAGUGUGAACAGUUACCUGGAAAUACUGAUGAUAACAUAUUACCUUAUUUGAACAAGUUUUCCUUUAUUGAGUACCAAGCCAUGUAAUGGUAACUUGGACUUUAAUAAAAGGGAAAUGAGUUUGAACUGAAA